CGAAUAAACAUUCACAACUAGCUUAAAUAAGGCGAAAUCACAAGAGGAAUUCAGUGAUUUACGAAAGAAAAGUGUUAUUUGAUGGGACGAUCUGUUAGUUCAUCAGGUACUACGUCAAGGUUAUAAGUGGAUAUCACAAGCAACAUAGCUACACUAUUGCUCAAUUGAGAGGAAAACAUAUUGCUCCAUCAUUAAAGGAUAUUUAACAGAGGAAACUAAAGUUCUAUAACGGGCCAGGUUCAGUGCACAACGCCACUUUUUAAUAAUGGAAGAGAUAUAUUUGACGAGGUUAAACAAAUUUGUGUCGGAAAUAAAGAAUCUAUCCAACAACUCAAGGAUCCUCAUUUCGUUAAAAGCAUGGAACGAUGAAGAAUAUGAACAAGCCAAGAUUGCUUCGGCAAAACUACAAGCCGUAAUAACAAGAUUUAAUACCGAACUAUAUCAGUACUUUAAAAUAGUAACAAAUCCAAACGCGGACGAGAUUUCAACCAUGACAACUGAACAGUUGGAAGGUGAUGAGACUCUGGCUGAAUUAAACGCCCUUAUUCAAUCUAAACGAGACAAAAUUGGUGUACCAUCCACUACAAGCCACCCUAGUAAUAGAGGAAAGUUGCCAGAACUUAAUUUGCCCACAUUUGAUGGCAAUAUUUUACAGUGGACACAAUUUUGGGACCAAUUCAGCUCAAAUAUUGAUCAGAGAGAAUUAAGAGACGUAGAUAAACUUCUGUAUCUAAAAACAUCCUUGAAAGGAGAUGCGAAGACCAUUUUAGACGGGCUAGAAACAACUAAUGACAAUUAUAAAAUAGCUGUAGCCACACUUCAUAACAGAUAUGGUAGAAAAUCGCAAGUAAUUGAUGCUCAUUAUUCAAAAUUAUAUAAAAUGACAAAGGCUGAGAACUCCGAUGAAUGUAGGAAAACAUUAGAUGACAUUGAACGACACUUAAGAAUUUUAAAUACUUUAGGAGAAAAUACCGAACAUAACCACCUUAGAUUCUUAAUUAUGGAAAAAUUCCCCGAGGAUAUAAUAUACGAGUUGAAACUGAAAUUGAAGGAUGAGUCUAUAGAAGAGUUAAGAAAAGAGUUGCAAGUAGUGCUCACGGCCAGAGAAGAUGCAAAGAGAACUUGUGAAGAAUUCAAGAAUAAGGAGAAGAGCUUCACUACAGAAACGCUUCUAAUACAAGAGUCCAGGAACAAGAAAAGAACAAGGUCGAGGAAACCAGAUGUUAGCAAGGACACACAUAAGAAGCAUAAACCAACCUUGACUGCCUUUAGUAAGACAUAUGCCAAUAAACGAAAGUUCAUGGAAGAAAGAAACAGUUCUGCACCUAUUCAAAAGAAAAGAAAGAUUUCAUGUAUAUUCUGUAGUGGAGAUCACUUCAAUGAUGAGUGCACCAAGUUCAAAACAGUACAACUCAGAAAGUCAAAGUUAAAUAACCGCUGCUACAUAUGUUUAGGUCUAGGUCACCGUGCAAGAACGUGUAAAAGAAAUUUUAGAACUUGUCUACAUUGUGGAAGAAAAGGACAACACAACAGAGCACUGUGCCCUACGAAGGAACAACCCACGAAGGAACAACCUAAGAAGGAAACCACGACCUCAUUACAUAUCAAUGACGAUUCGCCAACAGUACUCCAGACAGUUAUAGUUAACGCUAUAGGCAGAAACAAUACAAUACUCGAAUGUCGUGUGCUCUUCGAUUGUGGCAGCAUGAGAAGUUAUAUCUUACAAAAGGUAGCCAAAAAACUUAACCUGGAAUCUGAAGAGAAACAGCAUCUCACGGUAUUUACCUUUGCUGAGGAUAAACCUCGUGAGUUGGAGACUCCACUGGCCAGACUCUGCUUGCAAACAAAAACUAAUGAACUAAAGUUAAUAUAUGUCAACAUUGUGCGCUCUAUGACUCAUGAAGUAUCCACCUUUAGCAAGGACUUCUUAGAAUGGGAACAUCGAAACAAGUAUAUUCUAUCCGAUGACGGAUCACUCGAAGAUCAAGUUGACAUCCUGAUAGGGAACGACUACUAUCAGUCACUAAUGCUAUCCGAGAAGAUAGAGAUAAAGGAAAAUCUAUAUCUAGUGAAUUCUGUGUUUGGUUGGAUGCUGUCUGGUCGAUCAAGAGAAGAAAGAGGAGAAGAAUUAUCAGUACUUACAUACUUCCAAGCCUCAUACGAGACCAAAUUAAAUGAACCAGAUCUACCGUUGGAUAAUACAUCUAUGAGAGCCUUAUGGGAUUUAGAAUCUAUAGGAAUUGUCGACUCGCCUAACACCAAUAGAGAUGAAGAAGCGAUCAAGCAUUUCAACGAAAACACAAUACUAGAAAGUGGAAGAUACCAUGUCAGCUGGCCAUGGAAGGAUUAUCCUCCAGAGUUACCAACAAAUUACGGAUUAGCAUAUGGAAGACUUGUGGGGCUCGUGAAAAGACUGGAUAAAGAGACGUUAUCAAUGUAUGAAAAGACAUUAAGUGAUCAAUUGGAAAAGAAAAUUAUAGAAGAAGUUCCUAACAAGAAAGAAAGGGAUCAUCCUAUACAUUAUUUACCAUUUCACGAAGUUAUGGCUACUGGAAAAGCACUUAGACUGGUAUAUGAUGCUUCAGCGAAAGUAAAGAAUGCGAAAAGUCUUAAUGAAUGCUUAUAUGCCGGUCCAAUGAUGCUAGAAGACCUGACUGGAUUAUUAAUUCAAUUCAGAUGCCACAAUGUAGGAUUAACUGCAGACGUAGAAAAGGCUUUCUUGCAAAUUGGAUUGAAUAAUAAUGAUAGAGAUGUGACUAGAUUUCUAUGGCUGAAAGAUACAGAAAAACCUGUUACUGAAGACAACCUUAUACAAUACAGAUUCACUCGGGUACCCUUUGGAAUUAUCUCCAGUCCAUUUUUAUUAAAUGCUACAAUAAAGCAUCAUCUACAGACCUCUGAAGGGAAUUAUACAAAACAGCUGGCCAAUAACAUAUAUGUGGACAACCUACUUACAGGCACAGAGUCAGUAGAUGAAGCAUUAGAUCUGUAUAAAGAGGCAAAGGACAAGUUUUCUGAGAUAUCAAUGAAUCUUAGAGAGUGGAGUUCUAAUUCAAAGGAUUUUCUCAAUCAAAUACAGGAUGUGGCUCCAGAGAUCACAGUGAAGACUUUGGGCUUAAAUUGGGACUUAAAGGAAGACUCACUCCAACUUAGAGCCAAAGUAAACAAGAAUAAUGAGAUUACGAAGAGAGGAAUACUCAAAACUAUAGCGGCAAUAUACGAUCCUUGUGGAUUCAGUGUACCCAUAGUACUGCCAGCCAAACUACUUCUCCAGCAAUUAUGGAAGGAAAAGGUCAAAUGGGACAGCUCAUUAUCUAAUGAAACAAAACAGAAAUGGAUGAGUAUUCUAGAAGAUCUUAAAGAAAUAGAGUCAAUACGUCUACCAAGAAAUAUGACUGUGCCAAAUAGACAUAAGGCACAAUUACACUGUUUUACAGAUUCUUCGACAGUAGCCUACGCGGCUGUAGUAUAUCUGGUGCAAGGAGAUAACGUCCAGGUUGCAAAGGUAAAAGUGGGAGACAGUGUGUUCACAAGAUCCAUAGCACAUUUGUAUCCUCUGGAAGCGGAUGAAGAGGCAUCAUUCCAAGAUUCUACGAAAGAAUCCCCAGUGUAUGAAGAUAAAGAAUUACACAUCCGCACUGAUGGUCUUUCUCAGUCCUUACCAUUAAGAACUGAAGAGAGUAACGUCUAUGUUCCUACUAGCUCUAUCAAAGAUCAUCAAAAACUAAGCAAGAAUAAUGAAAACGAUUUAACGAUGGAUCAGAGCGAGUUGUUGGAGAAUACAAGUUCGACACAAAUUAUGGAAACCACUCCAGAUCCAGUUCCUUCUGGCAUAGACACAGAAAUGAAUGAUGAAGCGACGUCGAGUCACCAGGCUGAACCAAGUGAUCAACGUCGAGUAGCUGCCGUUCAGGCUAUGGAAAGGAUCCAUAGAUGGACGCAAGAAUUAAUGUCAACUAUCCAAUAA
Molecule: messenger RNA, 3967 nt
Organism: Cydia fagiglandana
Lineage: Eukaryota; Metazoa; Arthropoda; Insecta; Lepidoptera; Tortricidae
Exons: 4
Coding region: 266-3967 (1233 amino acids)
Molecular function (GO): zinc ion binding; nucleic acid binding
Source: RefSeq, a predicted model, not a curated record